AUGGUCGAGGGUGCCAACCAGGAGUGGUCCAAGGACCAGGAGCCCAUUGCCAUUAUCGGCUUGAGCUGCAAAUUUGCGGGGGAUGCUGCCAAUCCCCAGGGGUUGUGGAAGAUGCUGGCCGAGGGCCGCGAUGCCUGGUCCGAGAUUCCCACCUCUCGAUUCGACCCGAAAGGGGUUUAUCACCCCGACGCCCAAAAGUUGUCUACGACCCACGUUAAAGGCGCGCACUUCAUAGAAGAGGACAUCGGGUUGUUCGACGCCGCCUUCUUCAACUACUCGGCCGAGACUGCGUCGGCGCUAGAUCCUCAAUAUCGGAUCCAACUCGAAUCUGCCUACGAGGCGCUGGAAAAUGCUGGCCUCAGCAUGUCGCAGGUUGCGGGGACCAACACGUCCGUGUACGCCGGCAUUUACACGCACGAUUACCACGACGGGCUGAUGCGGGACGAGGAGAAGCUGCCCCGGUUCCUGCUGAUCGGCACCAUGGCAGCCAUGGCGUCGAACCGCAUCUCCCACUUCUUUGACCUCCGAGGGCCCAGCAUGACCAUCGACACGGGCUGCUCCACGGCCCUCGUGGCGCUGCACCAGGCCGUGCUGGGGCUGCGGGCGCGCGAGGCCGACAUGUCCAUCGUGGGCGGGUGCAACCUGAUGCUGGCGGCCGACAUGUUCAAGAUGUUCUCGUCGCUGGGCCUGGUGGGGCCCGACGGCCGGUCCUACUCGUUCGACUCGCGCGCCAACGGCUACGGCCGCGGCGAGGGCGUCGGCACCGUCGUGAUCAAGCGCCUCAGCGACGCUCUGGCCGCGGGGGACCCCAUCCGCGCCGUCAUCCGCGACACUUACCUGAACCAGGACGGCAAGACCGAGACCAUCACCUCGCCCUCGCAGGCCGCCCAGGAGGCCCUCAUCCGCGAGUGCUACCGCCGCGCCGGCCUCAGCCCGCAGGGCACGCAGUACUUUGAGGCCCAUGGCACGGGCACGCCCGCGGGUGACCCGAUCGAGGCGCGAGCCAUUGCGGCCGUGCUGGGCGGGGGCCGCACCGAGAAGCUCCGCAUCGGGUCGGUGAAGACAAACAUCGGGCACACUGAAGCGGCCUCGGGGCUGGCCGGUCUGAUCAAGGUGGUGCUGGCGCUGGAGAAGGGCCAGAUACCGCCGAGUGUCAACUUCAAAGAGCCCAACCCGCAGCUCAAGCUAGACGAGUGGGGUCUCAAGGUGGCGACGGAGCUGGAACCGUGGCCCGCGACAAACGGCGAGCCCCGUCGCGCUUCCGUGAACAACUUCGGCUACGGCGGUACCAACAGCCAUGUCAUCUUAGAGGACGCCGGGAGAUGGGCGCCACAGCCCCUCAUCAAGGCGCCGCCCAGCACCCAGGCCGAGGCCCAGAGUGAUGUGCUCGUCUUCUACGGCCGCGACGAACAGGCCUGCCAGCGCAUCGUAGCCAACACGCAGGAAUACUUGCGCAACCGCAAGCUCGAAAACCCAGCCAUGAGCGCCGGGGAGAUCCUCUCGUUGAUAAAGAGCCUCGCCUGGACGCUCAGCAUGCGCCGCAGCCGCUUCCCCUGGGUGUCCGCACACGUAGCCACAUACUCAGACGAUCUCGAUCAAGUAAUCCGCAGCUUGGACGCACCCCAGUUCAAACCCGUGCGCAUCCCUUCACGCGCGCCACGCAUCGGCAUGGUAUUCACAGGCCAGGGCGCGCAGUGGUACGCCAUGGGCCGGCGGCUGAUCCACGUGUUCCCCAUCUUCCGGUCGACGAUCUACACGGCUCAGCACUUCCUACGCGAGUUCGGCGCCGACUGGUCGCUCAUCGAGGAGCUGAACCGCGACGCCGAGACGUCGCGCGUCAACACCACGGCGCUGAGCAUCCCCGUGUGCGUCGCCGUGCAGAUCGCCCUCGUGCGCCUGCUCCGCUUCCUCGGUAUCUCGCCGUCGGCCGUCACCAGCCACUCCUCGGGCGAGAUCGCCGCGGCGUACACCGUGGGCGCCCUGACCCUGCGCCAGGCGAUGGCGGCUGCGUACUACCGCUCUGCCAUGGCCGCGGACAAGACGCUGAUGAACGCCUCCGGAGGCGGGCCGAAGGGCGCCAUGGUCGCUGUCGGGGUGGGAUCCGAGGCGGCGCAGGAAUUCCUGGACCGGGUCGCGAGCACCAACGGCAAGGCGGUGGUGGCUUGCAUCAACAGCCCCAGCAGCGUCACCAUCGCGGGUGAUGAGGCGGCCGUGCAGCAGGUCGAGGAUCUGGCCAAGGGAGACGGCGUGUUCGCCCGCCGCCUGAGGGUCGAUACAGGGUACCACUCCCACCACAUGAUGCCCAUCGCCGAGCCCUACCGCCAAGCUCUCCGCCAGGCCCUGUCCAGCAACAACCAAACCAGCCACAACGAGACCGACCCAGCCACCGCCGGAAUCCCCGAGGGCGCGCCCUGGGCCAAGCAAUACCUCGCAGCACUGAGCGCCGCGCUCGAGGCCGAAGCGCAGACCCUCCGCGACGAAGGCCCCAUCGCCUUCUCCUCCCCCGUGACAGGCGGGCGGAUCACCGAGCUCUCCCAGCUCGCCGACCCGGAGCACUGGGUCGGCAGCCUGCUGCAACCGGUGCAAUUUGUCGACGCAUUCACCGACAUGGUGCUGGGCGACAUGGACGAGUCCGGCACCAGCGUGGACGUCGUCCUCGAGGUGGGCCCCCACACGGCGCUGGGCGGACCCAUCAAGGAGAUCCUGGCCGAGGCCGAGUUCGAGGGUGUCGACGUGGCUUACAUGGGCUGCCUGGUGCGCAACGAGGACUCGCACGACAACCUGCGCGCGGCGGCGCUGAACCUGCUGCGGCGGGGGGCGCCUGUCCAUCUGGAGCAGCUGGCGUUCCCCUGGGGCCGGUGGCCCUUCCUCGGGGAGUCGGGCUACACGCGGCGGGUCGAUCCGGAAGACCUGUUCGCCGAACUGCGCAUGCAAGGCGUGCACCACGGGCCCAUGUUCCAGAACACGACCAGCAUCGUGCAGGACGGCCGAUCCAAGGAGCCGCGGUGCGUGACCACCAUCGAGGUCGCCGACGUCGGGACCAAGCACGUCGUACACCCCACGACGCUGGACUCGGUCAUCAUCUCGUCGUACGCGGCGCUGUCCGGUUCGGGCGCGAGCAACGACAGCGCCAUGCUGCCACAGUCGAUCCCAGAAGCUCUGGGUCUCGAGCCACAUGGCCACGACGGCCCGGCCACACCCUUCAUGUGCAACACCAAGGCGCCGCGCCAGGACGCGCAGGGCUCCGAGGCGCACAUCUCGGUCGUUGACGGCGCCGAGGCCGUCAUCGAAGUGCAGGGUUUCGUGUGCCAGUCGUUGGGGCAGAGCGCGGCCGUGGACGCCGAGGAGAAACAGCCCCUGGACCAAGGAGCUGUGCGUCAAGGUCGACUGGGCGCCCGACGUUGCUCUGUCCCUGGGUCUGCCCGGCGCGACAUCCGCCGUGAAGAAAAAGUUCUCACCGAGCAGGACGUGGCUAACCUCGCGCCGCACCAUGUCAAGUUCCAUACGUGGAUGAAGGAUACGCUGGACGCCGCGGCGGCACGUCGCCUGGGCGCCGACAGUCACACCUGGACAAGUGACGACCCGCAGAAACGCCAACAAUACACGACACUAGCGGCCACAAAGAGCGUUGAUGGCGAGCUGAUGUGCCGGCUCGGUCCCCACUUUGUGCCCGUGAUGCGAGGUGAAAAGGCGCCGCUCGAGAUUAUGAUGGAGGACCAGCUGCUGUACAAGUACUACGCCAACGCCUUGCGGUUCCGGCCGGGAUUUGUCCAGUUUGCCGCCUUGCUCCGGGCCGUCGCCCAUAAGAACCCCCACCCGGACAAGGAGCCCGGGCCGCUGUACGACACUUGGCACUUCACUGAUGUUUCUUCGGCCUUCUUCGAGGCGGCCCGGAGCGAGUUCGGCGCCUGGAGCAACUUUAUGGAGUUCGAUCAACUUGAUAUCGAGAAGAGCCCCGAGUCACAGGGCUUCAAUCUCGCGAGCUACGACAUUGUCGUCGCCUGCCAGGUGCUGCACGCAACCAAGAGCAUGGCCCGCACUAUGGACCAUGUGCACAAGCUGAUGAAACCGGGCGCCACCCUUCUGCUUAUGGAGACGACACAUGACCAACUCGACCUGGGUUUCAUUUUCGGUCUGCUGCCCGGCUGGUGGCUGAGCGAGGAGCCCGAGCGCCAUUCCAGCCCUUCGCUAUCAAUUCCGAUGUGGGACAGGGUCCUCAAGGGUGCCGGUUUCGGCGGCAUCGAUGUCGAGAUCCAUGACUACGAAAACGAUGACGAUAUGUACGCCAUUAGCAGUAUGCUGGCGACUGCUUCCCCGCGUCAAUUCAAGCUGGCGUCGGACAGUGUCAUCGUUGUCACCAGUGACAAGGCGCCCCCCCCUUCCAACUGGCUCCAGUCUCUGCGGGAGUCCAUCGCCAAGGUCACUGGCGGCGCUCUUCCCGCCGUCCAACCCCUAGAAGCACCUUCGGCCACGGCAGAGACAUACAACACCAAGAUAUGCGUGUUUGUGGGCGAGAUCGAGCAAUCGAUCUUGCACACCCUCGAUUCCGCCAGCCUGCGGAGCGUCAAGACCAUGGCAACCGCCUGCAAAGGGCUUCUCUGGGUAACGCGCGGCGCUGCAGUCGAGUGCGUGGAUCCGAACAAGGCACUGGUCACCGGGUUCCUGCGCAGCUUACGGAGCGAAUACGUGGGCCGUUACUUCCCGACCCUCGACCUGGAUCCGCAAACACCGGUGUGGUCCGAGUCGGGCAUCGCAGCCAUCGCCCACGUGCUGCAGACCAGCCUGGGCACCGCGGACGACGUCUACUCCAUCAUGGCCGAGCCGGCGCCGGUAGACAACGAGUUCGCGGUCCGCGACGGGCUCAUCCUAGUCCCGCGCCUACGCAAGGACCUAGCGCGCAACAAGAUGCUGACGCCCGAAGCCCCCGACUGGACCAUGCCCGAGUCCAUCCCGGAGGCGCCUCUUUUCCAGGAACAGCGCCCGCUGCGGCUGAAGGCUGGCGUUCCGGGUCUGUUGGACACGUUGGUAUUUGCCGACGACGACGAGGACAUCAGCGGAGAUGCAGACACGGUGGAGAUCGAGCCGCGGGCAUACGGGCUCAACUUCCGCGACGUCAUGGUGGCCAUGGGCCAGCUGCGCGAGCGCGUCAUGGGUUUGGAAUGUGCCGGUAUCAUCACCCGCGUGGGCAGCGAGGCCGCGGCGCAGGGCUUCGCCGUCGGCGAUCGCGUCAUGGCGUUGCUUAUCGGCCCCUUUGCGAACCGCGCCCGCGUCAGCUGGCAUGGCGUUGCGCAUAUGCCUGAGGGUAUGACCUUUGACGACGCCGCGUCGCUGCCCAUGAUCUUCAGCACCGCCUAUGUUGGUCUUGUUGAUAUCGCGAACCUUCGGCCCGGCCAAUCCGUCCUUAUCCACGCCGCCGCGGGAGGUGUCGGACAAGCAGCGAUUAUGCUGGCCAAGGACUACCUCGGCGCCGAGGUAUACGCUACCGUCGGGUCCCAGGAGAAGCGCGAUCUCCUCACUCGCGAGUACGGGAUCCCCGCCGAACGCAUCUUCAACAGCCGUGACGCGUCCUUCGCGCCGGCUGUCCUGGCCGCUACAGGGGGGCGCGGUGUGGAUGUGGUGCUCAACUCGUUGGCUGGCCCGCUGUUGCAGGCCGGGUUCGACGUGCUCGCGCCGUUUGGUCACUUCGUGGAGAUUGGUAAGCGGGACUUGGAAGGGAACAGCCUGCUCGAGAUGGCCACCUUCUCGCAGGUGGCGUCCUUCACGUCCCUGGACAUGAUGUCGUUGCUGCGCGAGCGCGGGACCCACGCGCACCGGGUUCUCAGCGAGGUCGCGCGCCUCGCAGGAAGAAAGGUGAUCGAACCGAUCCACCCGGUCACCGUCUUCCCCAUGCAGCAGGUGUCGCGGGCUUUCCGGCUGUUGCAAACCGGUAAACACACGGGCAAAGUUGUGCUAUCGGUCGCGCCGGAUGAGCAGGUUCGGGUGCUCCCACGAGCGCCGGCGCCGAAAUUGCGGCCCGAUGCGUCUUACCUGCUUGUGGGCGGCGUGGGAGGCCUCGGGCGAUCCAUCGCGCACUGGAUGAUGGACCACGGCGCCCGCAACCUCAUCCUGCUAUCGCGAAAUGCCAGCAAGCAGAAUGCAGGGACCUUCAUCACGCAGCUGCGCGAGGCCGGCUGCCGCGUCGUGGCCAUUAGUUGUGACGUGGCCAGUGAGCAGUCCCUGACGAGAGCCCUCGAUAGGUGCAAGAAUGAGGAGGGGCUGCCACCGAUCCGGGGCGUCAUCCAAGGCGCCAUGGUGCUCAAGGACUCUAUCCUCGAGCAGAUGACGCUCGACGACUGGCAGACGGCGAUCCGGCCCAAGGUUGCGGGUAGCUGGAACUUGCACUCCAACUUCACCCAGCGCGGCUCGCUCGACUUCUUCGUCAUGCUCUCCUCGUUGUCGUGCAUCCUCGGGUUGGCCAGUCAAGCCAACUACGCAGCCGGCGGAUCGUACCAGGACGCGCUGGCACGCUGGCGGCAGGCCUCGGGGCUGCCGGCCGUGUCGAUCGACAUUGGCAUUGUCAGGGGCGUCGGUUACGUAGCUGAAUCCCGCGCCGUGUCGGAGCGCGUUCGCAAGCCCGGCCAAAUGCUCGUUCUGCCCGAAGACUCGGUGCUGCGGGCCAUUGGCGCGGCCGUCCUGCACCCCCUCGAGCAACCCCAGGUCCUUCUGGGCCUCAACUCGGGACCCGGACCGCAGUGGGAUCCGACGAGCGAGUCUCAGAUGGGCCGUGAUGCCCGCUUCGUGCCCCUCAAGUAUCGCAGGCCCACGGGGGCCCAGGCGGCGGGCCAGCAGCUUGGUGACGCCGAUGUCAAACCGCUGUCGGCGCAGCUGCAGGAGGCCGGUUCGCGUGACGAAGCGACGCGACUGGUUGGUGACGCCAUCGCCUCGAAGCUAGGGGACAUUUUUAUGAUUCCCAUCGAUGAUAUCGACCUAGCCAAAUCGCCGGCACUGCACGGCGUCGACUCGCUUGUAGCGGUGGAACUGCGUAACAUGUUGAUGUUGCAGGCCGCGGCGGAUAUUUCGAUUUUUAGUAUCAUGCAGAGCGCGUCUUUGGGGGCUCUGGCGAGUGACGUGGUGGCAAAGAGUAGCCAUGUCGAGAUAGCUGCAGGGGCGUGA
Chaetomium globosum CBS 148.51 is the source of this 7152-nucleotide messenger RNA. RefSeq lists its product as uncharacterized. NCBI's taxonomy places the organism in Eukaryota, Fungi, Ascomycota, Sordariomycetes, Sordariales, Chaetomiaceae. Gene Ontology annotation, molecular function: oxidoreductase activity; phosphopantetheine binding; fatty acid synthase activity. The transcript is spliced from 7 exons. Gene Ontology annotation, biological process: fatty acid biosynthetic process; secondary metabolite biosynthetic process. Bases 1 to 7152 code for a protein of 2383 amino acids. The record is from RefSeq and is a predicted model, not a curated record.